GCGCGACGGGAGCGCGCCGGGACACGGAGCGGCCCGCCGGGACCGAGAGGAGCCGAGGGGAGCCGAACGAGGCCGAGCGGGACCCGAGCCCAGCAGGAUCCACCGGGACACCACCGGGACCGAGCGGAACUCACCUGGACCCACCGGGAUCCACCGGGACCGAGCGGAACUCACCUGCACCCACCGGGAUCCACCGGGGCCGAGUGGCGCCACCAUGUGCGACAGGGCGGGUGACGGUGGUGGCUGCGGGGCGGACACGGAACCGCCGCGGCGCCGCCGCGCACCGGGAGACAGCCACCCCCGGACGUGCAUGAAGUGCGGGCAGGGCACGGCCGCGCUCGUCAUCCGCGUCGGGGACCCCUUCUGCCGCGGCUGCUUCCGCGAGUACUUCGUGCACAAAUUCCGCGCCAUGCUGGGCAAGAACCGCGUCAUCUUCCCGGGAGAGAAGGUGCUGCUGGCAGUGUCAGGGGGCCCGGCCUCCUGUGCCAUGGUCCGGCAGGUGCAGGAGGGGCUCAGCCGGGAGGCGGCCAAGAGGCUCCGCUUCGUCCCUGGCCUCGUCUACAUCGAGGAGGGAGCUGUGCGCAGGCAGAGCCCGGAGCAGCGCGAGCAGACCCUGGCCCAGAUGGAGACCCUGCUGCAGGCCACUGGCUUCCCCUACCACCUGAUCCACCUGGAGGAGGCGCUGGAGCUGCCCCCAUCCAUCUUACAGCCGGGGCCGGCGCGCACCAGCGCGUCCAGCCCAUCCGGCCCUUCCUACAAGGAGGCCGUGGACAGCUUCAUCCAGCAGCAGCGGCAGGACGGGGACACUGGCACCUCUCUGCCCGGUCACAGCUCCCAGGACACGCCAGCAGGACCCCCGGCCACCCCCCGCCUGCCGGACGCUGCCCAAACCCAGGAGCUGCUCCGCAGCUUCGAGGCCGCAGGGACGGCGACCGCGCGGGAGGAGCUGCUGGAGAUGCUGCGGACCCACCUGAUCGUGCAGACCGCCCGGGACAGGGGCUACGCCAAGGUGAUGAUGGGCGAGAGCCUCACACGCGUGGCCAUCAAACUCCUCACCAACCUCUCCCUGGGGCGCGGCGCCUUCCUCGCCGUGGACACGGGCUUCACGGACCAGCGCCACGGUGACGUGAUGGUGGUGAGACCCAUGCGGGAUUACACGGCCAAGGAGAUCGCCUUCUACAACUUCUUCUUUGGCGUCCCCACCGUCAUCGUGCCGCCCCUCUUCACCAAGCGCCGGGAGAAGCCCAGCAUCCACCAGCUGGUGGAGCGCUUCCUGCUGGGGCUGCAGGAGGAGUUCCCCUCCACCAUCAGCACCGUGUACCGGACGGGGGAGAAGCUGAGCCCGGAGCCGGCCAAGGCCAGCAGUGAGUCGCAGCGGUGCCUCCUCUGCCUCUGCGGCCUGGACAUUGAUGGGGAGGAGGAGCUGGCUCUGGAGCCCACGCUGAUCUUGGAGGAGCCAGCAGCAGGCGUGGAGAGCAAAGCUGCCUACAUCCCCCUGCUGUGCUACAGCUGCCGCCUCACCUUCAAGGAGCUGGGUCCCCUCGACACGCUGCCGCCCUACGUGCGCGCCGAGGGCCAGCGCAGGAUCCGCAGAGCUGAGAUGGAGCAGAACCAGGAGAACCAGGAGUCCAGUAAGAGCUGAAGGGGUUGGGGACAGCGGGGGACACGCUCCCAUCCCACUGUGGCACUGCUGGGGCAGGUGUCGCUCCUCAGGGAUACCCCAGAGGUUGGUGAGGACUCCUGGCACCCAGGCAGCUGCUUU
Molecule: messenger RNA, 1762 nt
Organism: Parus major (Great Tit)
Lineage: Eukaryota; Metazoa; Chordata; Aves; Passeriformes; Paridae
Gene: CTU2
Product: cytosolic thiouridylase subunit 2
Exons: 15
Coding region: 215-1642 (475 amino acids)
Biological process (GO): tRNA wobble position uridine thiolation
Cellular component (GO): cytosol
Molecular function (GO): tRNA binding; sulfurtransferase activity
Source: RefSeq, a predicted model, not a curated record